UGUCCUUUAUCAGUUAACCGGAAACAUGGAGGCUGUGCUGAGUGAUGUUGUAGCUCCUGAGGACCUCAAAAAAUUUGAAAAGAAGUACAACAACGAGCUGCUGAAGGGAGCUGUAUCCAAAGAAACACAGUUUGAAUAUGCCUGGUGUUUAAUCAGGAGUAAAUACACUCAGGAUAUCAAGGAGGGAGUGAAGCUUUUGAAGGACCUUGUUCACAAAUCACCAAAGGAUGACCCCCGGGACUUCCUCUUCUACCUUGCAGUGGCCAACUACAGGCUGAAAGAAUAUGAGGAAGCCUUGAUUUACAUCCGGAAACUUCUCAAGAACGAACCCGGGAACAAGCAGGCCGUGGAGCUGGAGAAGCUGAUUGAAAAGGCUUUAAAGAAAGACGGCCUGGUCGGGAUGGCGAUCGUCGGCGGAAUCGGUCUGGGCGUGGCGGGUUUAGCCGGCCUCAUCGGCUUGGCUGUGUCAAAGGGAGCAGCCAAAUCUUAACCUGGAAAGAUGUUUGCUGGACUUAUACACUGACCUGCAUUAAAAAAAACAAAAACAAAAAAAUAACCAAGUGCUAAAAGAUUUUGGUUUGAAGUUUUUGUGUUUCAACAGACUAAAAGCAAAUGGUUUGGUAAAAAAAAAAAAAAAACAGGGUUUAAAAAAUAUUCAGGUUCUUCUGUUCACAUAGCAUGUCAGUAUGAAGUUAUUUGUAUAAACAUCUUAAAUAUACUAGGUUGACAUUUGUUUUCUGUGCAAAUGGAAUGUAUGUCUAAGAGUGUACAGGUUUGUUUCUUUGUUUAUGAAUAAUGGAAAGUAUUAUUAUUUACAAACAGCGGUUUGGCAGUAAACACUUAUUCCAGGCUUCUCCUUUCUCCAGAUUUCUCUAUAGAUUUAAAUUAAUUAACACAUUUAAUUGUGUUAGAAGCUUUCCUGACAUUCACAUUUACUAUAUUUAAUUACGCCUUUUACAUAUUGAUAAAUAAAAUGACU
Messenger RNA from Cyprinodon variegatus (sheepshead minnow), 979 nucleotides. It is a transcript of the gene fis1, whose product is annotated as fission, mitochondrial 1. The transcript is spliced from 5 exons. The coding region runs from base 26 to 490 and encodes 154 amino acids. Lineage: Eukaryota; Metazoa; Chordata; Actinopteri; Cyprinodontiformes; Cyprinodontidae. Gene Ontology annotation, biological process: autophagy of mitochondrion; mitochondrial fragmentation involved in apoptotic process; mitochondrial fission. Gene Ontology annotation, molecular function: protein binding. The record is from RefSeq and is a predicted model, not a curated record. Gene Ontology annotation, cellular component: mitochondrial outer membrane; peroxisomal membrane.